Molecule: messenger RNA, 2486 nt
Organism: Danio aesculapii
Lineage: Eukaryota; Metazoa; Chordata; Actinopteri; Cypriniformes; Danionidae
Gene: olfm4.2
Product: olfactomedin 4, tandem duplicate 2
Exons: 5
Coding region: 1-1485 (494 amino acids)
Biological process (GO): signal transduction
Source: RefSeq, a predicted model, not a curated record
AUGUGCUGUAGAUUACUGCUGAUAUCCGGCUGUAUAUAUAAAGCUGAAGAUCUGAGGAGAAGCUCAUAUUCUGGACUCAUGAUGAUGAUGAGGAUGAUGAAGAUCCUCCUGCUGUCCGUCUUCAUGCUCGCGGCUCCGGCUCAGGCCUGGCUGUCUCUGGAGGACUGGGGCUCGGGCAGUGUGGACGGCUCCAUCGGGGACUUGGGUCAGUGUGUCUGUAAUGUGUUCCUGCCUGACACUUCAUUCCCAGCGGACCGAAUGGAGCAGAUACAGAGCUCCUCCAAACAGCUGGCGGUGGAGGUCCAGAUCCACAUCAGCAAGAUCAGCAGUCUGAAGGUGGAGCUGGUGGUUCUCCUAGGGAGUCUCUCCAACUUGACAGCCCGGCUGGAGGUUCUGGAGAGCGGACCGGACAAAUACAUCAAGCUGGAGUUUGAGCUGCUGCGGGUGGAGCUGAGGGAGUUUGAGGCUCUGGUCACGCAGAUCAAAACAUCACUGAACUCCUCCUCCAGCGCCUUCGACAGUCUCUAUGCUGAGAUUCACAGCAUGAGGAUAAUCGUUGACCAGCUGGAGAGUUAUGACCGCAGUAAUCUGGAGGUGAUUCGCCAUGAGUUCACCAAACUACAGCGCAAACUGAAGAAAUGCCAGGAGGACCAGCAGGACAUCACCAACGCUCCCAUCGGGUCCUGUAAGCAUGCUGGCAUUCUCAAGAUUGGAAAGCCUGUGGUGAGUCAGCUGAACGCAGACCUGAACGGAGCCUUCAAGUAUGGCGGAUGGGGAAAAGACUCCAAGCCCUUGUCUGGCUCAGAGAGCAUGUACUGGUACUCCGGCAGCUCAGACACGCUGGUGAGCAAAAUCUCCCAGUACUCGGCCUACUACACACUGAUCACCAGGCAGAGCUUUAAAGCUCACCUGCUGUAUGUGGAUCGCCAAUACGACUGGCGCGGCGCUGGAAACAACUAUGUAGUGAGGGAAAACAACCUGUAUUACCAGUACAGAAGCCCUUUCGCGAUGGCGAAGUUCAACAUGACCAGUGCAAAAGUGGAGUUCAAGGUGGUUCCCAAAGCCAGCGCCCAAUUCUCUUACCAUUACUCCGCCAACCAGAACCUGGACUUCGCUGCUGAUGAGUCCGGCCUGUGGGUAACUUACGCCACAGUGGAGUCCAACGGUACACUAGUCUUAGGAAAGAUCAACGAACAGUCAUUUGCAGUGGAGGAGGUUUGGCAAACCAGCAUAUUCAAGCAGUCGGUCACCAAUGCGUUCAUGAUAUGUGGUGUACUGUAUGCGACCCGCUCUGUAGACACUCACACCGAGGAGAUCUUUUACACCUACGACACGACUAAAAACCAAGAGAGCCACGUUAGCAUUCGCUUCGAGAAGUUCCAGGACUUCUACGUGUACCUGGACUACAAUCCCGCCGAUCAGAAGCUCUACAUGUUCAAUAAUGGCUACUAUGUGACUUACAAUUUGAAGUUCAAGGUUGUUUAGGAUGGGUCAGCGCUUUCAGGACUGACCGUAUGCAUGGGGGAUGCGUCUGGUAAAUGUCACUUGUUUGCAUGUUGGUGUCUUAAAUUUCCUGAGGUAGUUUUUAAGGGGACCUAUUAUGCCUGUUUGUACAAGAUGUCAAAUAAGUCUCUGAUGCAUCUAUAGUGUGUGUGUGUUUCAGUUUCAGCUCUCUGAAACUGACUCUUAUAGGCUUUCAUGGUAUUUGUGGCGUUUUUGAUGACUGUCACUUUAAAUUCAAAUGAAAUUAUACUCUUUACAGAAAAGGGCGGAGCUACAAAUAAAUAAUUUCUAAUGGACAGACGGCUGCUUCUCCCUCAGGGCUGCUGUGUAUGCUAAUGAGGUAGAGAUGGACACUAGUGGGCGGGGCUUUCCCCCUCUGAUGACAUCAUACAACAGGAGAAUGUCAAUCAAAGUGUUUCUGCAGACUGUUUUAAUAAAGUCUGAUUAUAACAAAUAGAAUUAAUUCAUGGUCACCAUUAGAGGCUGGAGAUAUUCACACACUGCUGACACACAACUGUGCUUAAACCGCUUAUGUAAGUCAUUUUUGCAUAAUAGGUGCCCUUAAACACUAACCAGAAUUUGUAACUUAGAUAAUGAGAUGUAGAAUGUUUACACUGAACUGCAUUGAUUGGACAACAGCUAAACAGAAGCAAGAGAUUCAGCAUCCACAAUGACAGUGUGUAAUUCAGCACUGUGCCAAUACUGUCAAUACUGCUAACUUUCUAUUCCUGUAUUAGCUUGAAAUAUUUUGGUUGCAUGCAAAGAGACACUAAAGAAACUUUGACACUAGCCCUCAUUCUGGAGGUGUUACAUUUAAUAUAUUAAAAUACCAAAUUAGAUAUUAUUAAUGAAAUAUUAUAACAAUGUUACAUACUACAGCUGACACUUUACCAGGAGACCAUGAAGUAUGCUGAUGGUCAGUCGCUUGAACAGUUUGAUCCUUCCGGCAAAGAUUGCAAUAAAGUUUUACACAAGCAUCAAAA